AUCUUUUUCAAUUUGAGUUAUUUCCCAUACCAGCUGAUGUUACCGGAAGUGAAGAAUUCUAUAUCCUUUUUGCAACUUCGGCCGCCGACUGUAAGUUUUCUGUUGUAAAUCCCACAUAAAAAUCCGUAAUUAUCGCAAUUUCCCCUACUUCAUCGCAUUAAUAGUUUAUAUAUUCUUUAAAUUCAAGUAUUAAUAUACAUAUAUUUUCAUUAAUCUUAAGUUAAUGACCCUGCAAACGGCUAAAAUCUUCGUGAAAUGUACAUAUAAAUGUUUCCUACAUCGCCCCGAGUUUGUUUGUGUUAAAACGUUAAGGAGAAAUAAUUUUAGUUAAUGAUGUUCGUGAAAAUUCAAUUUAAACAUUAAUAAAGCCUAUCUAAAUUUAACACCUACAUGGGCAGCUACAUUAAUAUUUAUUACCCUGGGGUAGUGACAUAAUGAAAAUAAUAUGUUUGGUAAUGAAAAGAUGUGGUUCAACCACAAUGAAUGAUCACAAUAAACUAUCAUCCGUCAUCGAUCAUGCAUAGGCUUAGGCCUACAAUUGUAGGUUGAGUUAGGCAAUAUAAUACUUAAGGUGUUGGGGUCUAAAGUUUUUUUUAAAGCACAGCAUGCCAAUAUAUAUUUUUCAGAAAGAGGUGAGUUUAUAUUGUUUUAACUUUCCACAGCUGGCUAGCAAUGGCACCUCCUCGCAAGCAGCGUGAGAAGAAGAAGACAGUGACUAACGAAGUCAUCACCAAAGAAUGCACAAUCCACAUACAUAAGAGGAUUCAUGGCAUGUAAGACUGCAAUGCUAUAUAUUUUUAUGCUUUUUGACUUGUGAAAAAUGCAGAGAAAUGAUCAAUUUCUAAUAAUCAUGUCUAAUGAAAUAAACUCAGUUAAGCCAAGUUUGUGUAUGCUAUUACCUUUUAUUUAAAAUCUCAGUAAAGAUGUAGUUGGAGACAUGGUUUUUCCAAGAUUUGUCACCCUAAACACAGUGACGUCACUUAGGUAAUUCCAAAAUUUGACUUGGACAAAGAUGCAUAAUAACAUGAUUAGUUGGACCUGAACGAUGUGUAUGAUUGAUAUCUUUUCCAUUCUUCACUGAGCGUUAUUGAGGUCAUUAACUAAAUCUAAUGAUCGAUAUGGUUAUCUUAAAUAAAAAUUUGUUUUUUUAAAAUUAAAAUUCAAUUUACAAUGUUCAAAACCAAUUUUAACAAAGAUAUUCACCCUUGCUGAUACCACAAAAUUAACACCAGUAUAUAGACGUGCACAUUGUUAAACGUACUAACUUUGAUUGGUUGAGAACAAACUAUGCUAUUCAUUUCGAUCAUGUGCUGGUAUAUAGUGUAUAUAUAGACAGUACAUUUCCAAAAAUACGACCUUGGCAAUCAAGGAAAUUAUUUACAUUUUUAAGAGGGUAUCGCCUAAAAACAUAGAAAUUGAGUUUUUUUUAACUAUUGUAAAAUUAAAAUCUAUUCCAAAUGAUAGUUUGACAAUUUUCAUCUCCAGCGGUCAGAAAUGGCCAAUAUAAGCCCUGUGCUUAGUGGUAUUGCUAGACGAAUAAAGUUGGGAAAGGGUGGAGAGCAAACAUUUAGACUCCAUAAAAGAAUGAAAGAUGUUUGUGUAGGCCUGUACUUGGUGAAAUCUCUUGUCUAAAGCAUAGCCUACCUUAAAUUUUAAAUAUCCUUUUCAGAAGUUAAUUUACAAACAAUUGACUGUUCAGUGUCAGUGGCAUUAUUAUAUUAUAGGUCCAUAUUGGCUAUUGUAGCCAAAUAGUUACUUAACAUUUGAGGUUUUGUCAGUUGGUUAAAUAUAUAAUUUAGAUUUAAUUCUUUGAGGCUCCUUAAUUUUUAUCCUAAGGAAUCCCAAAGAAUUUAUAAAUACUAGUUAUAGCGUGCCAAACAUUUUUUACUACACCCCUUCCACCCAUGAUAUAUCAAUUGCACACUUUUUAUUUCACGACCAUGACCUAUAUUAAUAUUCUGAUGUCCCAGCCACUUUUUAAUCAAAUAUUUAUUGCACCAUGUUUAAAUUGAGACGAUUUCAUUUUCCGAAAAGCAAAUAUUACGCACAAAACGGAGAGUGAUUUAAACAAAAUCAUUUAGCCUAGAUGUCAGGAAUUAUAAUAUGCGCUCUAUUCAAUCACACUUUCUUUCAAACAUAGAGAAUGUAAUAUAGUUCAUUUUAAAAAUUAUUUUACAAACCAAUGAUGCAUGCAGCAAACGUAUCUUUAUUAAAUAAAGAACUCCAUUACCAACUACGCCAUCACUGCUGCUCAUGCUAAAAUAUAACGUUAACACCAUCAUUUUCCUUACCCAGAUAUACAUCACCAAAUACAAGGCAAAUAAUAUAGCAAACUGUACUAAAUAAGCUUAAUAGGAAGCAGCCAGCUUUUUAAUUGUUGUCACCUGACAAAGCCUCAACAAUGUAAAGUGAAUGUGUUCAGUAAUUAACUAAUUUUUAUCCUAAUUUACUAGGAAUUUUGGAAACCAGAUCUUGAACUUUAUCUUUUGUCUGUUCAAAUUUCAUUUCUGAUGUGAAUAAUGCGAUAUUUGGCAAAGAUCAGUAAACUGACUAGUAAAUAUCAGAAUUUCCACAAGUGUGACACACAAAGAGAAAAUGUGUACAGGUUUACAUCUAGUCAAAACACAUUCAGUUAACUUGUUAAUUGCACAUGAAAAAUAUGGCACUACAGUUACACCUUUUCAAAAUGAGUUGUGACGGGAUCUAAGACGAAUACCUACCUUGCAUCAUUUCUUUAGUUAUGGUUCAUGUUUGCUCUACGGAAAUUAAUUUACAAAUACUUGUUAUCGGUCAUUUUAAUUUUCCUCAAAACUUUCUUUUCUACCAUACCCUUCUUAUAUACAUUUUUUAUACUCUAGUUCACUAAUAUUUACUAAUGUUCUUUAUAUUGUUUUUUUCCUUAGUGGAUUCAAGAAAAGGGCACCUCGUGCUAUUAAAGAGAUUCGAAAGUUUGCUGAGAAGAUGAUGGGAACCCCAGAUGUUCGAAUUGAUAUCCGUUUGAAUAAGCACAUCUGGUCUCAAGGCAUCAGGUAAAAUGUUAGUUUUUAGAGGAAAGAUCUUUUGUUUUAGCAUUUAUUAGUUAUAUCCCUUGGCCUAAUACCUUCAAGUUCAUAUGAGAAUAAAUUGAGCAGAAAAGUUUUUCUUUUUUAAGCUUACAAUUAAGUUAUCUUGAUUUAUUCACUUGUUGUCCUUUUAGACAUGUACCUCACAGACUUCGUGUGCGACUUGCCCGUAAACGUAAUGAAGAUGAGGAUUCAACUCACAGGUUGUACACCUUAGUGACACAUGUCCCAUGUGGUGAUUUCAAGGGUGAGUUUCUUUGAUUGGCGUACCAGUGCCGUAUUCUAUUUGCCUUUUAUUUAUUCAUUUUGUUACGGUACAACUAUUUGUUUUGAGUGCGCCACAUAUGGUAAUUUUAAAAAUCGUUAGAACUCGGCUAUUUUAAACAUUUUUAAUAGAGGAAUUUGCUUAUUCGUAUGUUAUUUCUGAUGUUUUAGCACAUUUUAAGUGGAGUAUUAUAUCUAUCCCUGAGAUUAAGUCAAAACUAUGUUUAAAUUUUGAUUUAUUUCUUUUUCAGGUAAACAAACCCUUAAUGUUGAUAAUGAAUAAAAUGUGGAUAUCAUUUAA
Molecule: messenger RNA, 3627 nt
Organism: Lymnaea stagnalis (great pond snail)
Lineage: Eukaryota; Metazoa; Mollusca; Gastropoda; Lymnaeidae
Source: the annotation of a GenBank genome assembly